This is a messenger RNA of Acanthosepion pharaonis, 1065 nucleotides long. The record is from the annotation of a GenBank genome assembly. NCBI's taxonomy places the organism in Eukaryota, Metazoa, Mollusca, Cephalopoda, Sepiida, Sepiidae.
AUGACGAUGAUAAAUUAUUGUCUGCAAAUAUCGUUGUCUUUUUGCUUUGUAUCUUUCCUUCUCACUCCCCUAUUUAUUUUGUCUUCUGCUACUUUUGCCUUCAUUUUUUUCCCUUCCUCAACUCGUCUUUCUGUUUGUGUCCCCUCCCUCUUUAAAAUGCGCACUGUCUUAUUUCUCCUUGCUGUUUCUAAUAUCUUCGUUUUUUUUUCAUCUCCUUUCUUCGACGUCUCACUCCAUUUUUUUCUCGUGUAUUUUCCCUCUCCCUUCAUUCUGAACUUUCUGUAUUUGAUUAUUUCCUUCUUUUUCUUCCUUUAUUUCUUUUCUUUCCUCACUUCUUUCUUCUCCGCCAUACUUCUUUAUUCACUUAUUUACCUCUUUCUUCUUUUCUACUCUGUUUCUCUCUUUUCUUUGUUCCUUGUCUCUUUCCUCCUUUCAUUUACUUCUUCCUCAACCCCUUUCUUCUUUUCAUCCAUUGUUUUUCUUCUUCCUAUUUUUCUCCUUAUUUACUUGUUUUUCGCUUUCUUAUAUUCUCGCGCCUUUCCGUCUUUUCUUCCUUCUCAUUUUAUCUCUCCUUUUUUUCAUCUUCUCUUUCUCUUUCCAUUUUCUCGUAUCCUUCUCCCUCCUUUCUUUUCUUGUAUCCUUUUUCUUCUUCUAUCUUCCUUUACGUCACAUAUAGCUUUUCUCCGUAUAUGUUUCUCAUUCAUUCUUAUUUUUUCCGUUUAUUUCCCCUCUUAUCAAGGCCGUUUUCUUUUCUUUCUUCUUUUUUUUGUCGUCCUUGUCCGCUUUUGUCGAAUCUUGUUCAUCUGUCUUCCAUUUAUUUUGUUCUCUCGUCUACCAUCUUCAUUGACGCUCAACUACAUUUACCUUCUUCCUUCCACAAGGCCCCUAUUCAUCUUGUUCCCAUUUUGCAUCGUGUUAGACUGCAUUCGUUUUUCAUUAUCUAUAUCAAUACCCGCCCCUACUUCCGUUCUUCAUCACGAAAUAAGUAGGUUCUUUCUUUCUUCAGAAAAUCAAUUACGAAAAAAAAAACGGUGUAUUAUUAUUGUCCCUUUUUUUCUAGUAUGA